GCGGUUCAAAUUAUAAUUAGAUCUAGUAAUAUUUUUAAGAUCUACGUAACUAGUUUUUACAUAUUAUUGUGUUGUGCUAGAAAAAGCUGCGUUACAUCUUGCAAAAUGGAAACGGAUUUGUCAUCAGAGAAACGUGCAUUAGCACUUGAGAACUCAGAGCGGCCUUCUUCACUCCAUGAGAAGCAGACAGCACCGGCGAGGAUGGUAGCUGCAGCAGUGAAGAGCCAACCUCCAGCUGUGAAGGAUCAGCCUCCAGCUGUGAAGGACCAGCGUCCAGCUGCAGACCCCGUGAUGACCAAGCCGCAACCAUCAUGCUUACUCUGUAAGUCUGCACAUAAAUUAUUUACUUGUGCCCAAUUUAAACUUCUGAAUGUUACAGACAGACACACAUUCACAACAAAACAUAAUAUAUGCAAGAUCUGUCUUACCUGUCAUCCAAAGAGACCAUGCCGGUACUUCUUCAAGUGCUCCAUUUGCAAGCAGAAGCACAACACACUACUGCAUGAGGACAAAGCACCUACUCCAGUCACUCUGCUGUCAAAUUCUUCUACACAGGUACUCCUACCUACAGCUAGAGUAAAGCUCUAUGCACAAGAUGGUACAGAAGUGCAUGUCAAAGCACUUCUUGACAGCGGUGCCCAAGUAUCAUUUGUAACUGCUGAGCUUGUACAAUUACUGCAGUUACAAACAAAAACACAGAAGUCAGGUGUUAUAGGUAUUGGCAAUACUGUCAGUAAUGUAAAUCAGUAUGUGCCACUUCAAAUACAUUCUCUUGUACGAAACUUUAAUAUACAAGUGUCUUGUUACAUUCUAGACAGGAUCACAACCAAGUUGCCCCAGCAGAAGGUUGACAUGAGCAAUUUUAUACUGCCCCCCGAUGUUGUCCUUGCUGACAAAGACUUUCAUGAGCCGAGUAACAUACAUAUAUUAAUAGGAGCUGACAUAUUUUUCCAGGUGUUACUGCAACAUGAGCCUGUCUCCAUCCAGUCGCCUGCACCUUCAGCACCUAAUGCGUCACAGUCUGCACCUACACCAACACUACUCAGCACUCAGUUCGGCCAUGUCAUAGCGGGUAACCUCCCCAGCCUUCCUGCUCACCCCUCAAAGUCAAACAAGAAGGUGGUAUCUUUGUUUUGUACUACGUGUGAUUCUGAUCUUAACGACACUAUGUCACUAUUCUGGAAGACUGAAGAUGUGCCUCAGGUAUUCACAGAAAAAGUGUCAGAGCACGAAGCAUGUGAGCAAAUGUUUCAAGAGAAUGUACAAUUAACUAACAACCAAUUUGAAGUUGCCUUACCAUUAAAGUUGCCUCUCGACUCUGUCAAUGAUACUCUGGGAGAUUCCUUGUACCUUGCAUUAAAGAGAUUUCAUAAUUUGGAAAAUAGGCUGCAUAAAGAUCCAGUUUUAUUGAAAUUAUAUAAAGAUUUCAUUCAUGAAUAUUUAGAGUUGGGACAUGGAUCUAAAAUUGACAUUGCACAAUAUGAUUUAAAUUCAGAUCCAGUUUAUUUUUUGCCCCACCAUCCUGUAGUAAGAAUGGAUAAGAAAAGUACUAAAUGCAGGGCUGUAUUUGACGCUUCAAUGAAAACAAAUAAAAAAGUGUCACUUAAUAAUUUGCUUUUAAAUGGUCCUGUAGUACAGAAAGAAUUGUUCGACAUUUUAAUUCUAUUUCGAUUCGAACAAUACGUAUUUGUCACUGAUAUUAAACACAUGUUUAGGGCAGUUAGUCUUAAUGAAAAGUAUCGCCCAUUGCAAAACAUUCUCUGGCGUGACUCGCCAGACAACAAUGUUGAAUGUAUUCAGCUAAAUACCGUUACGUAUGGGCUAAAAAGCUCGUCGUAUUUAGCCACUCGUUGCUUAAUAGAAUUAGCUGAUCGAUAUGCAGAGGAUUUUCCAUUAGCAUCAUCCAUUCUAAAGAAUCAAACUUAUGUAGAUGACAUUUUAGCUACCAAUGAUUCCUUAGACGCAUUGAUAGAGUCGAAAGAGCAACUUUGUAAGCUUCUGGACCUGGGAGGCUUCCAGCUACAUAAGUGGUCUUCUAAUAGAGUUGAGGCUUUGCACGACAUACCGACAGACAAACAGUAUUUCGACUCUAUUGACUUAGAAAAAACUAAUUUAUGUAUAAAAACGUUAGGUGUUAAUUAUGACAUUAAGUCUGAUACACUAACCCUUUCUGCGCCUAAUACAGGCACUAACAUACCUGACACUAAGCGGGAAGUACUCAGUUUUAUAAGUAAGUUCUUUGAUCCGCUAGGAUUGGCGGGCCCGCUCGUUGUAAGUGCUAAGGUCAUUAUGCAAAAGCUUUGGGAAGCACGUCUUGAAUGGGACUCCAUACUUAACGAUGAUUUAAGAAAGCUAUGGCGUGAGUUUUAUAAAAGUCUUUCAAUUAUGGCUCCCAUGAGUUUCAAUCGUUAUGUCUGCUUACAAACUGCAACAUGUCUGCAACUGAUAGGUUUCGCCGAUGCCUCGAGUUCCGCUGCUUACGGCUGCUGUGUGUACCUGCGUGUGGUUGACUCAACAGGUAAUGUGAAUGUUUCCUUACUCUGUUCGAAGUCUCGCGUCAACCCCAUCAAACAGAGUCUCACCGUGCCGCGACUGGAGCUCAAUGCCGCACUGCUGCUUGCGAGGCUUAUCACCAGAGUGCAUGAUACACUCUCAUUAAAAAAGACCAUUAACAAUGUUGUAUUAUACUCCGACUCACAGAUUGUUCUGGCUUGGAUACAGACUAAUGCUGCUAAAUUAAAUACUUAUGUAGCAAACAGGGUAAAGGAGAUCUCCCAGCUCACCAGUAAGUAUACAUGGGCAUAUGUAAACACGCACGAGAAUCCUGCCGACUGCCUGAGCCGAGGCGUCCUACCCCAUGAGCUCGAGAGCAACCAGUUGUGGUGGACAGCACCUUUAUUCCUCCAUGACAGUAAGUAUGUUGCUCCCCAACAAGAGCAGUACACGGCCGACGGUCUACCCGAGGUGAGAAGGAGCUCUGAGUUCUCUAGUGCAAUGGUUUGUACUCUCUCUGAUAAGGCAGACAUAAACCUUGAUUUUCUUGAUAAAUAUUCAGAUAUAAAUAGAAUGCAAAGGGUUCUUGCUUACAUUUUACGUUUCUGUAGUAACACACGCACAAAAACUGAUAAAAUAAAACAUAAUUUCAUAUCUAGCUCUGAAUUAAAUAGAUCAUUAAAUUUAAUAUUAAGAUAUGAACAACAAAAGUUUAUGAAAGAAGAAUUAUAUUCUUUAAAAUGUAAUAAUACUGUAAAGAGUAAUAUUAAGGCCUUGUAUCCAUUCAUUGAUGACCGUGGUUUACUAAGGGAAGGCAAAAAAGUCAUACACAAGUGUAUUGUAUGUUGGAAAUUAGAAAAGAAUGUGUCUCAACAACUAAUGGGUUCUUUACCACAUGACAGACGCAAUGCCUUAUAUAGAAGUAGGUUCUCAUUAAAUAAAGUUCAUAAUGUAACUUAUUUAAUCAUUAUACAAUUUACUUUCUUAUUUACAAUGUAGACAUUUUUCCUUUAGUAUACAUUUAUACACAUUAUUAUACCUUGUUUUCUAAAGUGUUAGGCUGGGUAAUGUAUACCAUUUUCGUGCUCCCGAGGUGCAGGCGUACUCGCUGCGUUGUCUUUUUAAUUAAUAAUAAUAAGUAUGUACUGUCAAGUGCAGAUGUCAGUAGGUACUACAUACAUUUUUCUUUUAUUUGAAACAUGUGUAUGUUUAAUAUCUAAGUAUAAACGUUAUUGCCUUUCUAUUUACUAGAUAUUAAGUUUAUUAAGCCACCUAUUGUAGGUAUGUUAUGAUAAGGACGUAUGUUAUGUUUAUUAAGUCAAUUUGGACAUGGCAUAUUUUUAAAUAUUCCUUUUAUUUUGUAAUGAGUAUGUGUAAAGUUUUAUUUAGUGCAUGACUGUGUCAAAUUGAUCCUUUUCUUUUGUGAUGAUUAGGUGUAAAAGUUUUUAAAUAGUUAAGUAACUAAAGUUUAACUAGGACAAUGUUGUAUCUAUGUUAUGUCAUGGUGUAUGUUAUGUCAAUAGGCACAUCCAUACUUACUGAUAAUUAUUUUUUGUAUCUUACAUGCUUGAAUGCUGUCAUUUAACAUUUUCUUUAAAAAAUGUAAUCUUAUGUUUUACAAAUGUACAAUUUCUUUGUCAUAAUAACGAUUUGUAGGCAUAAAUGUUACUAGAUUUUCUUUUAUAUCGUUUUAUAUGCGACCACAAACAUUAUCAAGUUAAUAAAUUAACGUUCUAAAUUUCAUUCAUAAAAUGUUUAGUUUGUUUGAUAGAUUUGUGUUUGUUCAA
This is a messenger RNA of Pectinophora gossypiella (pink bollworm), 4280 nucleotides long. RefSeq lists its product as uncharacterized. Gene Ontology annotation, biological process: proteolysis. NCBI's taxonomy places the organism in Eukaryota, Metazoa, Arthropoda, Insecta, Lepidoptera, Gelechiidae. The record is from RefSeq and is a predicted model, not a curated record. Gene Ontology annotation, molecular function: aspartic-type endopeptidase activity; nucleic acid binding. Bases 106 to 3492 code for a protein of 1128 amino acids. The transcript is spliced from 2 exons.